AUGAUGACGUGCCGUCUGCUGUGCGCCCUGCUGGUGCUUGCCCUGUGCUGCUGCCCGUCCGUGUGCGUGACAGCGACUGGUGAAGAAAAAAAAGAAGCCGAUAGUUCAACGACUGCUUCGCCACCGGGAACAAGUGGUACAGGGCAAGCAAAUACUUCCACGGGGCCAAGUUCAACAGUUAUGAACGUUACGUUACCGGUAACCGAAAAUCAGGACGCUAGGGGAGAAGCAUCAGACAAGACGACUGAUACCGGAAAAAGGACAGAUGGAGUGGCCGUUACGUCAGGGAUUACGGGGAACAGUGCGGAACAGCCAGUAAUUGAGAACCAUAAAUCACAAGGGGCAAGUUCCGAGAACGAUACGGUACAAAAACCGGCUGAGGAACAGAAAUCAGGUACGACGCGCGAUACCGGACAAGAGACAGGUAAGGGAUCCGCUUCGCCAGAAACUUCAGAUAAAGCAAGUCCGGAGCAUAUUCCAAAGGAGGGAGCAGGUGGGUCCGAUGGGUCAGGGUCGUCAGGUGGGUCGGCUAACUCAAAUACAUCGUCAAUUUCCGUGACCGGUACGGUACCGGCACAAAUUCAGAAGGAAAAUGCGCCAACAACAACAACCACUACUACGACAAAAGCACCAACUACCACCACCACUACGACUACGGAGGCGCCAACUACAACGACGACGACCCGCGCACCGUCACUUCUUCGUGAAAGCGACGGCAGCCUCAGCAGCUCUGCGUGGGUGUGUGCCCCGCUGCUGCUCGCCGUAUCCGCGCUGGCGUACACCACUCUGGGCUGA
Trypanosoma cruzi is the source of this 795-nucleotide messenger RNA. Its product is annotated as mucin TcMUCII, putative. NCBI's taxonomy places the organism in Eukaryota, Euglenozoa, Kinetoplastea, Trypanosomatida, Trypanosomatidae. The coding region runs from base 1 to 795 and encodes 264 amino acids. The transcript has a single exon. The record is from RefSeq and is a predicted model, not a curated record.